CGAAUGUACAGAUCAGCUGUGUGUUAUGCCGGCCACGCUCCUCCUAAGGGUGUCAAUGCUGACACAGAGAUGAACAAUGAACAUGGACAUUUGAAAAUAUACCUGCCCAAAAAGCUGCUUGAAUGUCUACCAAAAUGCUCCUCGUUGCCGAAGGAGAGACACAGGUGGAACACCAAUGAGGAAAUCGCAGCUUACUUGAUAACAUUUGAAAAGCAUGAGGAAUGGUUAACGACGUCCCCUAAAACAAGGCCACAGAAUGGGUCGAUGAUUCUGUACAACAGGAAGAAGGUGAAGUACAGAAAAGACGGCUACUGCUGGAAGAAGAGGAAAGAUGGCAAGACCACGCGGGAGGAUCACAUGAAGCUCAAGGUCCAGGGGGUGGAGUGUCUGUAUGGUUGCUAUGUCCACUCCUCCAUCAUCCCCACCUUCCACCGCAGGUGCUACUGGCUGCUCCAGAACCCAGACAUCGUGCUGGUCCACUACCUGAAUGUUCCGGCCAUCGAGGACUGUGGGAAGCCGUGCGGGCCCAUCCUCUGCUCCAUCAACACGGACAAGAAGGAGUGGGCCAAGUGGACCAAGGAGGAGCUCAUCGCCCAGCUCAAGCCCAUGUUUCAUGGCAUCAAGUGGACUUGCAGCAAUGGGAGCAGCAGCUCAGGCUUCUCAGUGGAGCAGCUGGUGCAGCAGAUACUGGACAGCCACCAGACCAAGCCAACCCCCCGGACCCACAACUGCCUCUGCACAGGCACCCUGGGCGCGGGCAGCAGCGUGCACCACAAGUGCAACAGUGCCAAGCACCGCAUCAUCUCCCCCAAAGUGGACCCGCGCUCCAGCAGCUACAGCAGCGCCCACUCCGAGCUCCAGAACAGCGACGUGUCCGAGGGCAAGACCGAGCACAGCCACGCGGGAGGAGGUGCCCGGGAGAAGCGCAACGGCAAGGUCCACAAGCCGGCGCUGCUGCACCAGAACAGCACGGAGGUGUCGUCCACCAACCAGGUGGAGGUGCCGGACACCACGCAGAACUCGCCCGUGUCCAUCAGCAGCGGGCUGAACAGCGAGCCGGACAUGGCCGACAGCCCCGCCGUGGUGGGCGGCAUGGGCCACGUGGCCAACGUCAUGGGCGGCCUCUCCCAGAGCGUCUUCAUGUCCGAGGUGACCGGCGACCCCGUCUACAGCAUGUCGCCGUCCGGCGGGCCCAACGCCCACAUCAUGGGGCCGGACGCGGCCCACGGCCUGGUGCUGGCCGUGGCCUCCGACGGGCACAAGUUCGCCUUCCCCGGGGCCGCCGGGCCGGACGGGAGCGGCGGUCCGGUCGGCGUCGGCGUGGGCUCGGACGGCCUGUCCAUGCUGUCCGCCGCCGGCGAUGAGCUGGUGCUCUCCAGCAGCCUGGACUCGGCCAACCUCAAGAUCUCCGAGACCGCCAUGAACUUCGACCCCGACUGCUUCCUCAACAACCCCAAGCAGGGCCAGACGUACGGCGGCAGCGCCAUGAAGGUGGACGGCUCGUCCGGCAGCGCCUCCUCGUCCUCCGGCGCGGGCAGCUCCAACGGCAGCCUCCAGCACUCGCCGUCCGUGUCCGACUCCGGCUACGGCUACAGCGCCGCGCUGGUCAAGAACAUCAAGACGGAGGACAUGUCCUUCGAGCAGCAGCUGGCCAAGGAGAGCGUGUCCUGUUCGUCGGGCGGCUCGGCCCAGGGCUCCCUCACGCUGACCCCCGCCGGCUCUCUGCUGCCCUCCGGUGGAGGCCUGAGCCCCAGCACCACGCUGGAGCAGAUGGACUUCAGCGCCAUCGACACCAAGCAGGACUUCUCCGCGUCCGUGGCCACCUCGGUGGGCUACGGCGUCCACGCCAUGUCCAGCCCCCACCUGGCCCACCAGGGCCGCAGUCCCAGCUUCUUCCUGCAGGAGGCGCCACAGACCAGCCAGGCCCAGCAGCAGCAGCAGCAGCAGCAGCAGCAGCAAGGCAGGUCCGGCACGGGGCAGAAGAGCCACCUCUCCCUGGAGCACAACUCCCACGACGGCUCCUACAUGGGCCUGCAGGUGGUCAAGACCGACUCGCCUGGCAGCAACGGCCACCUCCACCACCACCACCCGCACCAGAGUCAGCACAGAGCCAACUGCAACGGGGUCUCCCCGUCCGAGGCCCAGGGUCAGGCCAGCUCGCUUCAGCUGCUGCAGUACCAGGGAGGCUUCCCGGGACUGGGGCCCGAGCACGAGGAGGUGGUGGGCCUGGAGCAGCAGGGCGGCGGCCAGGCCGGGGCCACCGAGAACGGGGGAGACGGCCUACUCAAGCCCGGGGAUCACCUCCAGGCCUGCGGAGGAGGAGGAGGAGGAGGUGGAGGAGGAGCAAACGGUGACGGUGGAGGCGGCGCAGCGGAGCACUACAUGCAGCAGAACGCGGAGGGCGGAGGAGGUGGCGGAGGCGAGGGCAUGAGGAACGGCAACGGCGGCAACACCAACGGCACCUCCGCCCAGCAACACGUGGCGGCCCACCAGGGCCUGAGCGGCGGGGGUGGAGGCGGCGGAGGAGGAGGCUCCUCCGGCAGCAUGGAGAUCAGCCUGGACCACUUCGACAUCUCCUUCGGCAACCAGUUCUCGGACCUCAUCAACGACUUCAUCUCGGUGGACGGAGGGGCCUCGGCCGUGGGGCCCGGCGCCACGCUCUACGCCCACCAGCUGGUGGCGCCACCGCCAGGCUCGGACGGCCAGGCGGGCGGCGGCGGGGGCGCCCAGUCCCAGGGCCAGGAGGACGGGGGCAACAGGGGCACCACCAGCUACAGCCCCGCCGAGCUCUGCCUCCAGUCCUGCUGCAGCCCCCAGUCCCUGGGCGGAGGAGGCGCGGGAGGAGGCGCAGGGGAGCAGGGCUCGCUGGCCUACAUGCAGGUAGCCGAGGUGGUGUCCGCUGCCGUGGCUCAGGGGGCCCUGGGGAUGCUGCAGGCCACCGGCCGCCUCUUCAUGGUCACUGACUACUCCCCCGAGUGGUCCUACCCUGAGGGAGGGGUGAAGGUGCUCAUCACUGGCCCCUGGCAGGAGGCCAGCAGUAACUACAGCUGCCUGUUUGACCAGAUCUCUGUGCCCGCCUCCCUCAUCCAGCCUGGAGUCCUGCGCUGCUACUGCCCUGCCCAUGACACCGGGCUGGUGACCCUGCAGGUGGCGGUCAGCAGCCAGAUCAUCUCCAACUCGGUGGUGUUUGAGUACAAGGCCCGCGCACUGCCCUCCCUGCCCUCUUCGCAGCACGACUGGCUCUCUCUGGACGAUAACCAGUUCAGAAUGUCCAUCCUGGAGCGGCUGGAGCAGAUGGAGCGCAGGAUGGCCGAGAUGGCCGGCCACCAGCAGCAGGGAGGAGGAGGAGGAGGAGGAUCAGGAGGAGGAGGCGCUGGCGGAGGCAACGGAGGAAACAGCGGGCAGUCUCAGUGUGUCUCGGUGCAGGGCCAGGCGGGCAGCUCCUUCGAGAGCCGCGUGGUGGUGGUGUGUGAGAAGAUGAUGAACCGCGCCUGCUGGGCCAAGUCCAAGCACCUGAUCCACUCCAAGACCUUCCGCGGGAUGACCCUGCUGCACCUGGCCGCCGGACAGGGCUACGCCACCCUCAUCCAGACCCUCAUCAAGUGGCGCACGAAGCAUGCCGACAGUAUUGAUCUGGAGCUGGAGGUUGACCCUCUCAACGUAGAUCACUUCUCCUGCACCCCUCUGAUGUGGGCGUGUGCGCUGGGUCACCUGGAGGCCGCCGUGGUCCUCUACAAGUGGGACCGCCGGGCGCUGGCCAUCCCCGACUCCCUGGGCCGCCUGCCGCUGUCCAUCGCCCGCUCUCGCGGCCACACCAAGCUGGCCGAGUGCCUGGAGCAGCUGCAGCGGGAGGAGCAGCAGACGCCCUCGUCCCUGCCCCCUCCGCCGCCCCCGCCCCCGCCGCCCAGCUCCCGCCUGGGCUUCUCCCCCGGACCGGGCCCCGGCUCCGGCCACGACGCCCCCACCUCCGACGGCGGCGGCUGGAUGGUCAACUGGGCGGCGGACGCGGUGAUGGCCCCCAGCGGCCAGAGGAGCGGCUCGGGCACCACCACCACCAGCACGGCCAGCAGCGUGACCUCCGACCUGAGGAGGCCGCGGUCAGAGCCCUCCCACUACUACAGCAGCGAGUGCCAGCGGGACCUGCCCCUGGCCAAGAAACACAAGCCCAACCCCGAGGCGGCGGGGGCCCACACCAGACCCGACAAGGCCACCUCCGUCCCCCUCAGCCUGGAGCAGCAGCAGCUCCACAAGCUCUCCUCCAGCCCCAAGACCCUCUCGCCCCAGCCCCUCAGCCCAGACAAGGGCCUCGAGGACGGGGCGGCCGGCGGAGGUGGUGGCGGUGGCGGCGGUGGAGGUCCGUUCAGGGCAGCGGGAGCCAAGUGGAGCUCGAGGGAGGUGUAUCCUGGGAGGAAGGGCGGAGGAGGUGGAGGAGGAGGAGGAGGUGGCGUGAGCCUGGGGAAGGAGAAGCUGGCGGGGAGGCUGCGUCAGCGCGAGCCCCUCAGCAUGCUGAUGAUGACGGAGAGGGAGAUGGUGGACACGGAGCUGCUCAGCUACAGGGAGGACCUGGAGAACCAGGACUGCCUCACACACAUGGACCACCUGCAGGUGAACAUGAUGACCUUGGCCGAGCACAUCAUCGAGGCGACGCCCGAGCGCAUCAAGCAGGAGAACUUCGCCGCCGCGGAGCCCGCGCCCCUGGACAGCGCCGGCGUCAACAACACCAUGAGCUGGCUCGCCAGUUACCUGGGCGACGCCGAACACCUCCCCAGCAUCAUCCAUCUCCGGUCCCUGUACAGCGAGCCCCUGACUCCCUCGUCCAACCCCGGCCUGAGCCCCGGCGGGUCGCCCCUGCGCGAGGGCCCGCUGGACAAGCCCGGCCUGCCGUCCCCGGCCGAGUGGAGCGAGUUCCUGAGCGCGUCCAACAGCAAGGUGGAGCGGGACCUGGCCCAGCUGACGCUGUCCGACCCCGAGCAGAGGGAGCUGUACGAGGCCGCCCGGCUGGUGCAGACCGCCUUCCGCAAGUGCAAGGGCCGGCCGCUGCGAGAGCAACAGGACGUAGCCGCCGCCGUCGUCCAGCGCUGUUACAGGAAGUAUAAACAGUAUGCACUUUAUAAGAAGAUGACGCAGGCCGCCAUCCUAAUCCAGAGUAAGUUCCGCAGCUACCACGAGCAGAAGAAGUUCCAGCAGAGCAGACGGGCAGCCAUGCUGAUCCAGCAAUACUACCGCAGCUACAAGGAGCUGGGCCGCCUGCGGCCCCACCGCCGCACCGCCUCCGCCGCCCUGGUGCAGCACAAGCUCAGAAGCAGCCUGCUCACCAAGAGGCAGGACCAGGCGGCCCGCAAGAUCAUGAGGUUCCUGCGCCGCUGUCGCCACAGCCCUUUGAUGGACCAUAGACUGUUCAAGCGGAGUGAAAGAAUUGAGAAGAAGCAGGGAACAUGAGAGCAUGCAGGACAGCCCCCUCACCAUGUGACAUCAUUCUCCAGAUCUCCUCGUCUUUCCGUUUUUCCGUUCGAGCCAGAGACGUUUUACAACAGAAGAAAAAAAAAGAGAGAAAAUGAAAAAAGAGAUGAAAAUUCAUUGAGAACACUGUAACUAUUACUACUACGGUACUAUUGAUUCUACUUCUGCGAGUACAUGUAAAACAGCAUUUUUCAUAUCUCCUCUGUCUUUCUUUAUGAGGGAAAAAGGCCACUUUUAUGACUUCAACAAAAAAAACUCUGUAAAAGGGAGACUUGUAAGAGGAAGGACAUUCGCUUCAUGGCAUUUUUUUGCACUUUUUUCAUGGAUUGAUUUCUCAUUUGUUUUUAAAUUGUUUUCGUUUUUGGAAGCAUGAAUAGCGGGAAAAAAUAAGGAUACUAGAAAGGACCCUUUACAUCAUGAGGAUCACACCAAGUGGACAAAGAGAAGAAGUCAACGAGCCAAGACAAGCUACGGAGUCAUCUAGGGAACGGAGAGAAACCAGGCUCUAUGUGUGUGUGUCAUGUUUUUAUGUGACUUACUGAUCCUGUCGGAGGCAAAACAAAAAAAGAACCAAAAAUUGUUGGUAAUUCAUAAACCACUUGUACACCGAAAGAAACAAACAAUGCACCAAUCUGACAUCAUCUCCAUGAAAUAGAUAUCUAGCCAGGGGUCAAAACCCCCCAUGAACGUAGGAGAGGUGUGGGCAAAGUAAAUGCAAAUUUGAUUUUGCUAUCUUUGACAAGAAUUGGAGGGGAAUCAAAUUGGACUAAAGUGUUUGUAUUAACUGACUUAAUAUGAAGUAUUAAAUCUUUAUAAUAGCUUGGGCAGGGGUAUGCACAUUUUCAUUUGUCUUGCUUUUUCCUUUGUUCCGUUGCUUGAAUCAACACCACGACCGUCUUAAUUAAAAGUCAAUAUCAGUGCUAGUCUGCAACGUGUGUGUGUGUGUGUGUGUGUGUGUGUGUGUGUGUGUGUGUGUGUGUGUGUGUGUGUGUGUGUGUGUGU
Messenger RNA from Sardina pilchardus (European sardine), 6462 nucleotides. RefSeq names its product calmodulin binding transcription activator 1a (gene camta1a). The record is from RefSeq and is a predicted model, not a curated record. Gene Ontology annotation, biological process: regulation of transcription by RNA polymerase II. The transcript has 26 exons. Gene Ontology annotation, molecular function: protein binding; transcription coregulator activity; double-stranded DNA binding. Lineage: Eukaryota; Metazoa; Chordata; Actinopteri; Clupeiformes; Clupeidae. The coding region runs from base 70 to 5439 and encodes 1789 amino acids. Gene Ontology annotation, cellular component: nucleus.